Nothobranchius furzeri (turquoise killifish) is the source of this 1993-nucleotide messenger RNA. Its product is annotated as protein yippee-like 5. The record is from RefSeq and is a predicted model, not a curated record. Gene Ontology annotation, cellular component: ubiquitin ligase complex. Lineage: Eukaryota; Metazoa; Chordata; Actinopteri; Cyprinodontiformes; Nothobranchiidae.
UCUUUAAGAGCAAAAAUGUGAAUGACAAAAGGAAUGCUGCCAUGCUGCAGCGGAGGCUGUUACGUCACAACCGGAUGUUGAUACUAGCUGGAAGCACAGCGCAGUCAGGAACAGCUGAAAAAGGAAAACAAAGCCACGACGACGACAGACAAAACAAGCGAUUUACUCCUAAAAUACGGUUAAAACGUCCGUGACACCGCGGCUGGAGGAACUGUCCUGAUUUGUUUAAACCUUUUUUAUAAAGAGGUGAAAGUCCUGUAACUCCACGACUGCACAAUGGGACGUAUUUUCCUCGACCACAUUGGAGGAACACGCCUCUUCUCGUGUGCCAACUGCGACACCAUCCUGACUAAUCGCUCUGAGCUCAUCUCCACACGCUUCACAGGAGCCACGGGCAGAGCUUUCCUCUUCAAUAAGGUGGUGAACCUGCAGUACAGCGAAGUCCAGGACAGAGUGAUGCUUACUGGCAGGCACAUGGUGAGAGAUGUCAGCUGCAAGAACUGCAACAGCAAGCUGGGUUGGAUCUACGAGUUUGCUACAGAGGAUAGUCAGCGUUACAAAGAGGGACGUGUGAUCCUGGAGCGAGCGCUGGUCAGAGAGAGUGAGGGCUUUGAGGAGCAUGUCCCCUCUGACAACUCGUGAGCUCUGGGUCUUAUUGUCCACUCUUCUCCUCUCUCCUUUAACCCUGCUUCUGCAUUGCGCAACACCACCUACAGACUUAGUGGCCAGUGAAGCUCUGACUUCCAUCCUCACUCUUUCCUGUGUCUUCAGCUUGUGACUUUAGACAGGUGAUCAAAGAAAAAAGAAAUGUGCUGGAUCUGGUCUUGCUGAAUAGGCUUCCCCCAAAAUAGUCCCUAAUGUCUGCAUCACCCAGCACAGCUGUGAGCAUCACCAGGCAGCUGUACCUUCACUCGCACAGAGUUUUCAUCACCCCUGCACACUACACACACUCAUGGUAACCCCUUCAUGAGGGGCGUCACACAUCUUAACAACCAGCCUCCCCUACAAAGCAUCCUUAAAUAAACCCCACCUUUCAUUUAUUGGAAACUGUGCUCGUGAACUUCGUCUUGGCGUGUUUGUCGCUGGCAGACCGCUCCAUCGUUUUUUGUUCUUUACCCUUUCUUAGCUUUUAGAUUUUAAUGAUCGUAGUACUGUUUGAAAAAAAAUCAGUUUUCAUUCAAAAGCUGCACAGAGGACCGCACAGUGUGAUGUCAUAUUUGAUUAUUCGUUGUAGUCCUGGACAGUGAUUGAGUUGUUUCUUUAAGUCUUGCUCAUGUGUGAAUAUUUUUAUUGAUGCAACAUAUUUAAAAUGUUCAGGAAGUGGCUUCGUUUUCCCGUAACCAUGCAGGAGACCGCCGUUACCAUCCAUGUGUGUCUUCUGUCCCACCCACUGCGAUUACUAAAGAAUGGAUCACAUUUAAAAGUUGCUUUAACUCCAGAGAAACGGCUGCAAAGCUAAAUAUUUACCAGGCUGUAAAUGGUGUUCUUCAUUCAAAUGGCUGCAGAUGUUCUGUCAUGUUGGUGACUUCGCCCAGCGAGGUGAUCUACCCUCUUUAUGUAAAAUGUGGCUGGAGGCGUGUUUUGUCAUCAGAUGACCUGAUUCAUAAAAUUCAAAGCCAGGCGCUUUAGUCCUUUAGAAUAUCCAGAAAAGCUGUUUUUAUACAAGCAAACUGAGAAAAUAAGCAUUUUGUAUGAGAUUGGGAGAAAUUCUGGAUUUGUUUUGCAUCACAGCUCAGUGUGUGAACGCAUGGGAGGCUUUACCAAAAAGCUUUAGUCGUGUAAAGUUGUUUCUACAAGAAAAACAAAACAAAACAUUGAUGUUUGUGUUUCACAGUAAGUGUACAGUCAGUGUUUCUUUUUUUUUUUAAAUUAGCAUUUUAUUUAAAAGCUAAAUGUUUUUAUUUCUCCACAUGAACGUUGUUUCUUCUACGACUUCAGGAAGAUAUGUUCUGAUGUGAUUUCUAAAUAAAGACGCAGUCUUGCUGACAAUAAA